AUGGAACGAUUGGCUCACAGCUACUCCCUCGCCCAAAGUGUCAGAGUUGAUGCUUUUGAAACGAUGCUGGAUGGGGCCAUCGAAAGAACUACUGAUGUACCCGAGACGAUGACCAGGACGGGGACUGUGGGAAUAGGGAAGAAGGAAGUUGCUCAGCGGAUGGGCAAUCUAUUCGUACAACGCUGUGAUCUAAAUGUAUACAGUGAUAUGCUGGGUACUCCUGAUGUGUUCUGGGACUUCAACGAAUACGAAGCAGUUUAUGAUAAGUCCAGACGAUAUAUGGAUAUUAAUAGACGGGUUGAAAUACUAAAUCAGCGUAUGGAGGUCUUGAAUGAUAUGUAUACUAUGAUACAGGAGGAACUACAUGUAGCCCAUGGUAACAAUCUUGAA
Perkinsus marinus ATCC 50983 is the source of this 390-nucleotide messenger RNA. RefSeq lists its product as hypothetical. The transcript is spliced from 5 exons. Lineage: Eukaryota; Perkinsozoa; Perkinsida; Perkinsidae. The record is from RefSeq and is a predicted model, not a curated record. The annotation marks the transcript as partial.